CUCUCCCUCAACUGCAAACCUCACAUAAGUUUUUUCCCCACCACCACCAAUAAGGGAGCACCGAGCGACCAUGUCUCAGCCAGAAUGGCAGUCCGUCAUUCGCGAGCGCCUUAUUGCUAAUCAGCGACAACAAGAGCCUUACACUGACAUUGUCGAUCAAUAUCGUAAACUUGCAAAGACAACGCGAGAACUCAAAGUUCGGAAUAAAGCUCUCUUGAAGAGCGGUGGUGGUGGUGGAGGUGGUGGGGGUGGACCGGACGGGACUGCACCACUUUUAACCCAUCUUGAUGCCCAAUUAACAUCUCUUCGGAACGAACUAUCUACCCUCUACCGUAGUCAAGCGGUGUCCCAGAACAAACAACUCCAAUUAACAGACGCUAUCCGCGAACGCGAUGCCACCGCCGCUAAUCUUCGGGACGAACUCAACUCCCUCCGUGCCGACCGGGCCGCUUUGGAAAAACGCGUAAUUGAAUGGGACUUGCGCUGGAAAAACCGGGAGAAAGAUAUGGAGACUCUGUCGGAUGAGAUCAUGUCCCUCAACCUCGAGAUCUCGGCUUUGACAGAGAGAAAUGAGGGGCUGUUGAAGGAUAAUGCGAAUUUGUUGCAGAGAUGGUUGGAUAAGAUGAACGAAAGAGCGGAAGAGAUGAAUCAAGCGUUUGAGAAGGAGGCGGGGGUGGCAAAGGGGUUCAAGGAAGAGGAGGAAAUAUUUGAAGAAGCCUUUGAAGAGGUCGAGCCACCAGAGGAAUCAGAGAAUGACGAAAGAAAGAAGGAUAAGGAAAAGGCGAAAGCUCCGGCUGCGAUUACUACCACUGCUUCACAAAGCACAAAAUCCAAACCUUCUAUUACGAAGCCCGCCAUCGCCCACACCAAACCCCCCGCCCCAGCCGCCGAUCCUACCAGAUCUCGUACCUCCCGCACGUCCCUGCCUUCUUCAACCAGCUCUCGCUUAGUGACCAAACCCCGCACUUCUUCCAGUACCAAAUUGUCUUCUACAUCUGAAAAGCCAGAAAAGGAAAAAGAUGAAAAGAAGACGGUCCCGUUACGAUCCGCUACCCCGCGCUCGAGUCGCCCAAGUUUAUCCCCUUCGCCAUCUCCUAUCCCCACGCCACCGACGGGCACUGUCAACUCUACCUCAGCCUCCGCUGCUGCCUCUGUUUCAAAUACUGGACGAAAAUCGUCAAGUCCCAAUCCAGCAGCACAGCCUCGCACACGGACAGGCUCGCAGCCUGGCGCCAGUACCCCUAAUGUUCCUACCGCUCCUAGCGCCCCAACCACCAGACGCUCGCCGAGUGCAUCUUCCCUCCGCGGCGGUUCCAUUACCGGUACGCCAGGGGUAAGAUCAACGUCUUCUUCGGUGAGAGAUAAGAUACGUGCGAUGGAAGGAAGUGGGACGUUAUCGCGUGCCGGACCGACGACAGGUGCGGGUAAGGCCAUGGGUAAGGGUACGGGGACGAGAACGCGUAAAAUUUCGUCCCCUGCACCGACUGCAACGCCUAAAGAGUCAGACACUCCUGCUAGCCAGGGAAGGGGAGGCAGUGAGAGGAUGGAUGAGAGUCAGAAUUCGGGCACAGCAGACAAAGGAAAAGAGCUGGGGGAUUUUCGCUAGAGCGGGAAGAUGAAGGAGGGCAGGCGGUUGAAGAGGGGGAUGAGGGAGAGCGGAUGUCAAUGUCUGUGUCUUCCCGCGCUAGUGUUUAUGUUGAUGCGUCCGAACAAGCUUUGAAAUUAUCAACGAUGGUGGAUGAACAGGUUAUUGAUAAUGGGGAAGAAGAAGAGGAAGGAUGGGAAGUGUUGCAUGGAUCAGGAUUGAUGGGGAAGAGUGUGGCGAGUGAGGAGUGGGAAGAAGCUAGGCAUUUUGUAGGAUGAAGAAUGGUUAGACGCGAGACGGCAGUCUCUACUCGAUUAUCAUGAUCUAUGGACAUGAUUCGAUAAAUAGCAUUUGUUAAAAUGGGUUCGUUGUAUAUAUCUGCAUGUAAUAACAUCGUUG
This is a messenger RNA of Cryptococcus deneoformans JEC21, 1984 nucleotides long. RefSeq lists its product as hypothetical. Gene Ontology annotation, biological process: autophagosome assembly. Lineage: Eukaryota; Fungi; Basidiomycota; Tremellomycetes; Tremellales; Cryptococcaceae. The coding region runs from base 71 to 1606 and encodes 511 amino acids. The transcript has 3 exons. The record is from RefSeq and is a predicted model, not a curated record. Gene Ontology annotation, cellular component: autophagosome membrane.